Molecule: messenger RNA, 1764 nt
Organism: Knipowitschia caucasica
Lineage: Eukaryota; Metazoa; Chordata; Actinopteri; Gobiiformes; Gobiidae
Source: the annotation of a GenBank genome assembly
AUGAGUUUACUGGAGGUAGGCCAGGUCCUGGAGGGCCCGAAUGACUCCUAUCUGGUGCAGCACAUAAUGGGUGAAGGCGGGUUCGGAGCCGUGUACAGCUGCGCGACCCAAAGAUGGACGACCAGCAAAUACGCGGCCUUAAAGCUGAUUAAAGACCCCGACAACUACAGAGCAGCUAUGGACGAGACUGAAGUGAUGCAGGUGCUUAGGGAGCACGAGGCAGACCAGCAUCACAUUGUGCGAUGGUUCAGCACUUUCGUCGCCAAUAGAAGCAUGAUCCUGGAGUUUGAGCUGUUGAACCUUUCCUUGUUCCACUUCCUCCAGUGCAAUGGGAAGAUGAAUCUGAUGGACAUCCGCCCUGUGAUUAUUCAGAUGGCCACAGCGAUGAAAUUCCUGAAGGGUCUGGGUCUGAUUCAUGGUGACGUGAAGCCGGAGAACAUCGUGUUUGUGAAUCAUGCGAAGGGUCCAAAAGUCAAAAUGAUUGACUUUGGAUCCGCGCAUUGGUCUGCGGCGGUGACGAAAGGAGACUUUUUGGGAACUCUGUAUUACUUGGCUCCUGAGGUGGUGCUGGGAGCACACUUCAAUGAGGCCAUUGACAUAUGGUCCUUCGGCUGCACAGUGAUAGAGAUGCUCACUGGAAGAUGGCUGUUCCCUGUCGACGACAACAUUCACCUGAUGAGUCACAUCGAGAAAGCAGUGGGGAGCAUUCCGAACUCAGUCCUGAAAAAGGGAGUUCGGACGAAUACUUUCUACCACCAGAAUUUAGUCAAUGGCAAGAAAGUCUGGACCCUCAAGACAAAGGACUCCAAUCACACAAAGCGGCCCAUAAAGAACCUGAAGAGUUUGAGCUGCUUGGGCCAUCAUUAUCAUUCCCCUUCGAAUGAGCAAAAGGUGGACUGGGAGCACUUUGUGGAUCUGACUCAGAGGAUGUUCGGCCUGGAUCCACAAACAAGGAUCACACCGGAGGAGGUGUUGGGACAUCCCUUUGUUUCCAUGAGUCACCUGAGCACCUUCAGCACCAAGUACGUGACAAACUCUGCAGGGCUGAUGCACGAUGUAUCGUCUCUUCCCUGUUUUGAAGCGAUGCUGCAGCCAGAGGAACAGCCAUCCACUUCCAAGGCCUCAGUGACGGCUGAGACUCAGCGGAUAAAGGCUACACCAGGGCUGAAGUCUAUACUUGUGAGGAGGCAAAAGCUAAGCGCUAGCAGCCACGACUCCGUGAAGCUGAUCAAGUUCGCGGACGACACCACCCUCAUUGGACUCAUCUCCAACAACGAUGAGUCCGCCUACAGGAGGGAGGUGGACCGGCUGGUGUCCUGGUGCAGUGGUAACAACCUGGAGCUGAACGCCCAGAAGACAGUGGAGAUGAUUGUGGACUUCAGGAAGAGCACUGUCCCCCCGCCCCCACCCUCCGUGAUGGACUCCCCCAUCACCUCUGUGGAGUCCUUCCGUUUCCUGGGCACCACCAUCACCCAGGACCUCAAGUGGGAGCCGACCAUCAGCUCCCUCAUCAAGAAGGCCCAGCAGAGGAUGUACUUCCUGCGGCAGCUCAGGAAAGCCAAGCUGCCUGCACAGAUGUUGGUGCAGUUCUACACGGCCAUCAUCGAGUCCAUCCUCACCUCCUCCAUCACCGUGUGGUUCGCUGGAGCCACAGUCAGGGACAAACAGAGACUACAGCGCAUUGUGCGCUCUGCAGAGGAAGUGAUCGGCCGCAGCCUUCCAUCGCUGCAGGACCUGCAGGAGGCUGCGGUCCAUCAGGACUAG